Apus apus (common swift) is the source of this 6408-nucleotide messenger RNA. It is a transcript of the gene SOCS6, whose product is annotated as suppressor of cytokine signaling 6. Lineage: Eukaryota; Metazoa; Chordata; Aves; Apodiformes; Apodidae. Bases 558 to 2162 code for a protein of 534 amino acids. The transcript is spliced from 2 exons. Gene Ontology annotation, biological process: intracellular signal transduction; phosphatidylinositol phosphate biosynthetic process; regulation of growth. The record is from RefSeq and is a predicted model, not a curated record. Gene Ontology annotation, molecular function: 1-phosphatidylinositol-3-kinase regulator activity. Gene Ontology annotation, cellular component: phosphatidylinositol 3-kinase complex.
GCGGGGGCGGCCGGGGCAACUGGCAAAGCGGAGGGACGGAGCUGGGGUGGCCCGGGCCCUGUUGUCCCCGCCGGACUUGUGCGUGGGCGCCGCAGCCGUGGUAGCCGUGCCUGAAGCAGGCGGCAGCCAUCGCAGCUCGGCGCCCCCGUGCGCCCCUCCGAGGACGGAGGGGUGGGGGCAGAGGAGGAGGCGGAGGAAGCGGCGGCGGCGCCAGGAACAGGGAGGCGGCGGCACGGCGAGGGAGGGAGCCGGGCCGGGCCCCGCAAGAGCAAACAGCAGCGCCAGCUCCUCCUCCUCCCCCCCCUCCUCCUCCGGUGAGUUCUGCUCCGGCGCCCCGGGAGGCUGCUCGCCGCCGAGCCUGGAUGACGGCGCAGUUCUGGCCGCGCUGCCGAGAGGCCCGCGCCGGGAGCGGGACACCGCGGCCUCCGCUGGGAAAUGGCUCUUCAAGUUAAAUGAGGCUGUAUAAAACACAUAAAUGAAGCAGAAGCUGCUCAGCAUGUGUUAGCGCUGUAUCACCACAAGCACUGCUGAUCAGCCAGACUUGGUAACUUGUCAUAAUGAAGAAAAUUAGUCUCAAAACAAUUCGCAAGUCCUUCAACUUAAAUAAAAGUAAAGAUGAAAGCGACUUUGUAGUGGUUCAGCAGCCAUCGUUAAGUGAAUUUGGAAAAGAUGACUCCUUGUUUGGCAGCUGCUACGGUAAAGAUUUGGCUAGCUGUGAAGUCAAUAGUGAAGAUGAAAAAGGAGGCAAAAAUAGAUCAAAAAGUGAAAGUUUAAUGGGUACGUUAAAAAGGAGGCUUUCAGCAAAACAAAAACAGAAAGGCAAAGGCAGCACACCAUCUGUAAGCUCUGCAGAUGAUGACACGUUUUCUUCCUCAUCUGCUCCAAUAACCUUCAAAGAUGUGCGAACUCAGAGACCUCUGAGAUCCACUUCCCUCCGUAAUCAUCAUUACAGCCCAACUCCAUGGCCCCUUCGACCUACAAAUUCAGAAGAGACUUGCAUCAAAAUGGAAGUGAAAGUCAAGGCCUUGGUCCAUUCCUCUAAUCCAAGCCCAGCACUGAAUGGUGUUCGAAAAGACUUCCAUGACUUGCAGUCAGACAGCACGUUCCAGGAACAAAACAACAUGUUAAAAAAUACCGAGUCUCAAAACGGGGACUUGCAUCUUCAUAUUGAUGAACAUGUGCCUGUAGUUAUUGGAUUAAUGCCUCAGGACUACAUUCAGUAUACUGUGCCUUUAGAUGAGGGAAUGUAUCCUUUGGAAGGAUCACGAAGUUAUUGUCUGGAUAGUUCCUCACCCAUGGAAGUUUCAACUGUCUCUUCUCAAGUGGGGGGAAAUGUUUUCCAUGAAGAAGAGAGCCAAGUGGAUCAGGAUGUAGUUGUUGCACCAGAUAUCUUUGUGGACCAGACAGUGAAUGGUUUGUUGAUUGGUACCACAGGAGUCAUGUUACAGAGCCCAAGAGUUAAUCACAGUGAUGUCCCUCCACUCUCACCUUUGCUACCUCCAAUGCAGAAUAAUCAAAUCCAAAGGAACUUCAAUGGAUUGAAUGGCACCGAUGCCCAUGUGGCUGAAAGUAUGCGCUGCCAUUUGAAUUUUGAUCCUAACACUGCCCCUGGAGUUGGAAGAGUUUAUGAUUCUGUACAGAACAGUGGUCCUAUGGUUGUGACAAGUCUCACAGAAGAACUGAAAAAACUUGCAAAACAAGGAUGGUACUGGGGCCCAAUUACACGUUGGGAGGCAGAGGGAAAAUUAGCUAAUGUGCCUGAUGGCUCGUUUCUUGUUCGAGAUAGUUCUGAUGAUCGUUAUCUUUUAAGUUUGAGUUUUCGUUCACAUGGAAAAACUCUUCACACUAGAAUUGAGCACUCAAAUGGUAGGUUUAGCUUUUAUGAACAACCAGAUGUGGAGGGACAUACAUCUAUAGUUGACCUAAUUGAACAUUCAAUCAGGGACUCAGAAAAUGGAGCUUUCUGUUAUUCGAGGUCGCGACUGCCUGGAUCUGCAACUUACCCAGUGAGACUGACAAAUCCCGUAUCUCGGUUUAUGCAGGUGCGCUCUUUACAAUACCUAUGUCGUUUUGUAAUACGUCAGUACACCAGAAUAGACCUGAUUCAGAAACUGCCUUUGCCAAACAAAAUGAAGGAUUAUUUACAGGAAAAGCACUACUGAAAGCUUGUGGGAAUCUUGCAUCUUGCACUUUGGGAACGACAAGAACAAAAAGAGAUUGAAUUACAGUUUACAGACUUUCACUAUUAUCAAAAUAUUUUGCUGCCAUAAAAAUGUUUCGUUUUUGUGUGUAAAAGAAACAUAAUGCAUUUGGAUUUAUGUUUGUUUUAGGGUUUUUGUGUAUGUUGAGGGGCUUUCUUUUUUUUUUUUUUUGAAAGAGUGAUCUCAAGUUUAUUUUCAGAAGUGUGAAAUAGCUAUCUUUCAUCAAUGUGCAGAUUAAUCACAAUGUGAAUGAUCAAAUUCUCCUUAAUUUCCCCCAAGUCCUUUGCUGCUAUCCACUGUGAUUUUUAUGCAUUGAAAGCACAUAUCAUGUGUAUUCAACCAUAAGUAAAGUCAAAUAAAACUUGUUGAAUGGAAUUUUUUUCCCUUUAAAAUAGCCUGUUUGAAGAAAAUGAUCAUGGAUAAAAGUUGGUAUUCUAAAUUGCAGAAUUUACAUCUAUGUUAAAAACUAUUUCUUAGUAUCCUAAUUAUAAAUUUCUAUAGAGAUAUGCCCUAAUGUAGAACUUAUAGACAGAGCUGUGUUAUAAGAACAUGGUUAUGCAGCAUAUCUUUGGGAAAAAGAACGACCUUUCUCCUAAGCCUUGUAUUGUCUGUACACUUUUUUGUGUUUGAGAAGGUUGGUUGAGCCUUCUUCUUGUCUCAGUAUUUUUUCUUUCUGAAAAUGGCCUUUAAAAAAAGAAGUCUAUGAAAGUCAAUGUGUAGUACAUGUACAGAAAUUGCGGUGUUGGGGUCUUGUCAAAUAUUACCUUUUAAAAAUCAUGCCAUUGGUUAAAUAAAUUAACACCUACCAGGUCUCCUUUUUCUGUCCUUUUCCCUCCUACCUUGUCUUGGGGGCAGGGUGGGAAUUUUCCUGGGUUUUUAGGAAGACUCUUGGAAUUGUUAUUACGGGAACAUAAUAUAUAAGCCAUUUUAGGAAUGGGGUAAAACUUUUACUAGUAUGAUUUCUAUAAUAUACAUUCAAGCUACUUGAAAUGUUACUACUUUCUGCAUUUUUUUUCACUUCAGAAAUGCAGUAAUCACUAAUGUCCUUUGGGUAAUUUUCCCCCUUUUUUUUUUUUGGAUAUCCUUUGGGGAGGAAGGAACAGGACUGAUAACAUUUUGGAUGGAAGAUGCUUAAAAUCCGUUUCUAAAGCUUUGUUCUCAUAGCUUUUCAAAUUAUGGGGAAAAGGGAUUUGGAUGUACACUGACCACAGAAAAUGUUUCCGUUUAGUGUCAUAAAAAAUGUUUUGACAUGUGAUAUAUUGAAUCAAUUACAAAAAUGUUUAUGAUACCUGUCAAAGAUUCUGGCAUUUGAAGAACUUACAGUUAUUCUAGCUUUCUGUAGGAAAAAAAAAAAGACUUUCAGGGGGGAGUACAGGUUCUACACUGUAAUAUUUUGAUCAUGCAAGGUUAAUCCAUGGCAUUUUCCUGUUUUCAGGGUUUUUUUCCCCCAUUAUUCUAUCAUUUUUAUAAGUUAUUUGUUAAAGGGGCCAUGGCUAGCUUGGAAGGGAGGUUUGUUUUGCUUUCCUCUGCCCCCCUGUUUUAUAUUUUAGAAUGUCAUCUUCCCAAUCUCUGGUAGGAGUUGCUAGUCAGUAAGCAUCAACUUUGAAAAUGGGGUUCAUCUUUGAUACAGAUUUCUUGUUUAGCUAAUUUUCUUCUCCUUGUUUAAUCUAGCCUUUUUGUCCCCUAAAAUGAGUCUUUAGAAAUGAAUACAGUAUUGCUGCAAGGUGGUGCAAUAGCACUACAUCUUGGGUUGCCUGAAUUGAUAGACAAAAUUUAUAUUUUUUUAAUUUAUUUUUUGACCAUAAUGUUUAACUAGAAAAUAAAAAAAAAAGAAAAUCAAAGGUAGGUAGAGGCUGCCUUUACUUCUACGGGAGUGAGAAUAAGGAUUUUUUCUUUAGUCUGAUAAAGUUUUAAACUUAAAAAAAUCUAGAACAGUCUAUAUGCGUAACUUGUUGGCUCUGCCACUGAGAUAUAUAUAUGAAAGUGUGAAUUUUGUUUCCCCCCCCCGCCCCUCUACUGACUUCCCCCUUCACCAGCUGCCCCUUGAAUCAGGAUCACUAACUUUAUUAAAAAAGGCACAAUAACCUGUUGUAUGGUACAGUGAUCUGAUUCUGUCUGUGGGGAGGAAAAAGAAAAUAAUUUUUGUGAAUUUCAGGUGCAUACUUUUGGAAUAAAACCUCUGGCAUUUUCUUCACUUUAAAAAUUAUUUCCCCAUACAAGCUAGAGGACCUACGCAUUCUGCAGAAUCCUUGAAAGAUUAUAGUAUACUAAAUAUUUUCUUCACCAUUUAAUACCACUAUUGAAUGCAUUAAACAUAUGCUUAUACUACACCAUAUGCAUUAAUUUAGCAGUCAUUGCAUUGAAACUUAAGUAUUUGGAGCUAUACUUUCCUGGUCAUACUGCUGAAUUGAAAAACGUGCAAGAACAGACAUGCUAAAUUUCUUGCCCAUGCCUUUAUAAAUUUCAGUUUGUUCACUCAUACAUGUUGGUUCUUUUGUGUUUUUUUUUUUGUUUGUUUGUUUUUUUAAACUUUGGUUCAGCUAUCCAGUUUUUGGAUUGCCUUCCUUGCUGUGUUCUUCAUCUGCAAACUUAAAUCGGGUGAAGUUUGUCAUUUCCCUUCUUCCCCCAUAAAGCUUCCACAAAAGGAACACUGUAAAGUGGCUGAGGCCUAGGAUGGGAGUACCAUGUAGCACUUUGUUUCUAAAUUAAAAAUUAUGCUAAGCUCAAAAUAUUUUACAUCAGUAGUAACUAGAUGCAAAUACUUAUUUUUACAGGUUUCAUUAAUCAGAACCUCACAGUAUUUUUUCAUACUGAUGUGAUUGGCCAUCCAAGAGAAGGAAUCCAGUAAAAUUACUUCCAAAACAUUAGAUACUUAGAAUUUCUUAUAAUAAAGAUUAAUGUUAAAGGAACACAGUAACAUUUAGUUAUGGACAGUUUAGAAGUACUCAGAGUAACCACAAAAACUGUUGACUUCUGCUUCAUGAAAAUUAGGGGAGCAAAAUGUCCUUCACAAAUAAAAGCAAAAUUAUUGAGGAUAUUUUGGGGACCUUCAGAAGUAUAUACACUAGGAAUAAAAGCUAACUGACUAUGAUCCUUAUAGAGUAGAAAUAUGACUAUUUAUUCAGCACAACAGUUUAGGGGUUCUAAAGGUAUGCUUUUUAUGCAAUUAAAUUGUGGACAAAAAUUUUGAAAAUGAGACUUUGAAAUAAAACUUUUUUUGAGCAUCUGAAAUGAUUGACGUUAUUGAUAACAUGGUUUGGUUUACCAGUGAGAAGGGUAAACGACACCUUGCAUUUGGAAAUAGAAAAAUAAAGUUGCACAAUUUCCUUUGUUUAUUUUUUUUUCUUUAAGCCAGUGUUACAAACAACUGAAAGUGAUUUCAUUCUUUGAUCUACUUGAAGGAUAUAGCACUUAUCCUGCUGUUGACAUAGUGAAUGCCAUCGUUUCAUCAAAAUAUUUCUGUGCCAGAAGGAUCAGAAAUACAAUUGUUAAUUAAACUCUUUGUUCUCAGAUGAGCUGAUUUUGCAUUUUGUUAAAGUAAAUUUCUUUCUGUGAGUAUUGACUGCUGGGCUAAGUGAAAUUUUUGCAAAUUUUGAUUUUAUACAUUUCAUCUAUGUGAAUACUGGAAUUAGAAAUUUGAAACAGCAUACCAGCAAUACAUGGGCUAUGAUGCUGAUGAGAGGUAUUUCUCUGUAACUGAGCUUUCAGAUUCUGAACUAAGCUAUGAAUAAAUUAAUGAUUGCCAAUUUAAUUUCUUAGAAGCUUUUUAUGACUGCAAAGCAUGAAAAUUACAAGCAUUCUUUAUAAAUUUAAAAAUGGGCUAGAUGGUAGAUCAUAAUAUUGGAAAUACGGCGUUGUAUCUGGUAAGUGUUCUAAAUUCUACACAGAUAAUGAAAAAAUCUUAAAGAAUUUUUUAUAGAUACCUGUUGGGUUAAAGAAUUUUUAUAGUGAUGAUGGAGUGCCAUGAAGUUAAUACUUGCAAUCCAGAUUGCUGUAGUUUACACUUUUCUCUGUUUCAGACCAGGUGUGCACUAUUUGUACUAAGCACACCACAGAGUGAAUUAUCCAAAGUCCAUUGAUUUUAAUGUGUUUUGGUUUGUAAACAAAAUUAUAGUAAUUUCUUGCACAUUUUUGAAAAAUAAUUGUAUAAGGAUUUAUGUAUCUGCUUCUGGAUACAGUGUGUAAAUAAAAAUUUCAUUCACAAAAA